This is a messenger RNA of Huiozyma naganishii CBS 8797, 252 nucleotides long. RefSeq lists its product as uncharacterized. The record is from RefSeq and is a predicted model, not a curated record. The coding region runs from base 1 to 252 and encodes 83 amino acids. The transcript has a single exon. NCBI's taxonomy places the organism in Eukaryota, Fungi, Ascomycota, Saccharomycetes, Saccharomycetales, Saccharomycetaceae.
AUGAACACCUGGAAGGACUCGCUGCUCAGCACGCUCUGGCAGGAUAUAGACGCCGCGGGAGUCGCCGAUGCAACCGUCGCUGCGGGCAGUGCGGCCCCUCUCCAGGAUAUAGAGAACAUAUGCGUCGUCGUCGCCGUCUGGUUCGUCGUGUGUCUCCUGGUGGUGCUCUCGCUCAGUUUCGGGGCGUGUCUGUACUUGUCCCUCACGGGGAUGCUCUGCAGAGAGGAAUCUACAGAUAUAGAGAAACAGUAG